Cloeon dipterum is the source of this 713-nucleotide messenger RNA. RefSeq lists its product as uncharacterized. Lineage: Eukaryota; Metazoa; Arthropoda; Insecta; Ephemeroptera; Baetidae. The record is from RefSeq and is a predicted model, not a curated record. The transcript has 3 exons. Bases 121 to 582 code for a protein of 153 amino acids.
UUGGAGUUGGACUCGUCGAAUGUAAACAUUAGUCAGUUAUUGCCAGUUGUUGCUGCCUGAAUUUUCGCUUAAACGGCACCGUGUCCUUCAACUAUAAGGGUCCAGGACGAUAUAAUAAAAAUGACAAGCAGCAGCAGUCGGUGGGAGAUCAGAAAUGAUUCCACCAAAAACUCAUCCAGCGGACAGUCAAGCGAAAAAAUCACCCUCUGCGUGAGGAGCAGAAGUAACUCUUCGAAGCAAGAACCUAAAGAGUCGUCGAGGAAAGCAAAGAGCUCGAAAAAGAGCAAAAGCAGUAGCAAGCCAUCGGGCAGCAAAUCGCGGAGACAGCCAAAAGACGAGUAUGCGUCAACGGGGGAGGACAACGCUGACAUGGAAACUACCGACGCAGAGGACUCUACAAUGGUGGCCAACCAGGUGGACGAGGCCGCCGUCCAGCAGGCUAGACAGGAGCUCAUAAACAAUGCUCUCUUGAAAGAAAUCCUGAACGAGAAGAAACGAGCGUUAUUUGAGUCUGAAGAAAUGCUGCAGUUCUUCAAGGAGAGAAACAAGUCAUUCUACAAAUCCCACCAUAGCUCUUAUUGAGUGCUCCCAAAAUGAUGACUAUUUAAAUGAUAAGUACGACUUUUCAGUGAUACACAUUUCAUAUUUAUUAAGUACAAUCUGAAAUCAAAGAUUUAUUUUUGGUAAUAAUAAUAAAAAUUAUUGUCUCAUGA